Solea solea (common sole) is the source of this 5220-nucleotide messenger RNA. It is a transcript of the gene six5, whose product is annotated as SIX homeobox 5. NCBI's taxonomy places the organism in Eukaryota, Metazoa, Chordata, Actinopteri, Pleuronectiformes, Soleidae. Gene Ontology annotation, molecular function: RNA polymerase II cis-regulatory region sequence-specific DNA binding; DNA-binding transcription factor activity, RNA polymerase II-specific. Gene Ontology annotation, cellular component: nucleus; transcription regulator complex. The transcript has 3 exons. The record is from RefSeq and is a predicted model, not a curated record. Bases 50 to 2923 code for a protein of 957 amino acids. Gene Ontology annotation, biological process: regulation of transcription by RNA polymerase II.
AGAGGAGGAGGAGGAGGAGGAACUAGUAGUGGAAAAAGUUAAAGUAAAAAUGGCUUCCUUGUCUUUGGAGUCCACAGAACAAUCCGAGAACAGCUCAGACGAGCCAACGGCAGUGGACCUCAAGGAAGAGGAAGACUCGGUUCAAGUUUCGGAACAGUUACUUCAAAGUUUCCAGAAGUCGGCUCUGAGUUUUUCCACUGACCAAGUAUCAUGUCUCUGCGAGGCCCUUCUGCAGGCGGGCAAUGUGGAUCGACUAUGGAGAUUUCUAUCCACCAUACCUCCGUCGUCCGAGCUGCUACGUGGCAACGAGACCAUACUGAAGGCCCAGGCACUGGUGGCUUUCCACCGGGAGGAGUUCAAGGAGCUGUACGCCAUCCUGGAGGGCCACGACUUUCACCCGUCUAACCAUGGGUUCCUGCAGGACCUGUACCUGAAAGCCCGCUACAAGGAGGCAGAGAGGUCCCGGGGCCGCAGCCUGGGCGCAGUGGACAAGUACCGGCUCAGGAAGAAGUUCCCUUUGCCCAAAACUAUCUGGGACGGAGAGGAGACAGUGUACUGCUUCAAAGAGAAGUCACGGAAUGCACUGAAGGAGUGCUACAAAAAGAACAGGUACCCGACCCCGGACGAGAAGAAAAACCUGGCUAAAAUCACAGGACUGUCCCUCACACAGGUCAGCAACUGGUUCAAGAACCGCAGGCAGAGGGACAGGACCCCGUCCGGGACCCACAGCAAAAGUGAAUCUGAUGGAAACCACAGCACUGAAGAUGAGGCGAGCAUCAUGGAUGACACCCCAGACAAACUGGAUGAAGCUGCUGGCUCCACAGCCUCCAUCAUCUCUCUCUCUGCCGUUCCCUGCAGCACAGGAGGCCAACUCAUUCUCAAUGGGUCAAGUGGCUUCCUCACGGCCUCUCAGCCAUUAUUGCUUAAUGGGAAUUCACUUAUCUCCAGUACUGGUGCCGGUGUUAUAAUUAAUGGGCUGAGUUUGAGCGAUUGCCAGACAGUCACACUGAGUCCUAUUGCAGCCAACCCUCCUGUGAUACUCAAUGGGGCUCAGGUUAUAACCAAAUCUAAUAUGAGUGUGCAGCAGCCAUUGCAACAAGCUGUAUCUGUGGCAGAGCAGGUAUCGGCCAUUGAAGCUAAGGCGAGCAGUCUUCAAGCAUCUGUUCUUAGCACAAACAACCCAAACCCUCCAUCGAUAAUCUCUCUUCCUCUGCAAACCAAGACAGACAGUGGCAAUGCAAUGGAUUACAUCAGUCUGCAUGAAUCAGAAGGCAGCACCCACACAGUAUCCUCCUCCUCUUCUUCAUCUUUAUCCCCCUCUUCACCAAGUCUGUCCUCCCCAAACAGUGUCCCUUCACUAGUCUUGGCACAGAACACACACGAUUCCCUCACCCUCCCAGCCCCUCUGUCGUCUUCAGGCAUGGUCAUGGUCUCCAGUUCUGCUGGGCCUCUCUCCAAUCAGCACGGGGAGUAUGUUGUCUUUGCCACUGGCAGCUCCCAGUUAAAUCCUUCUAGCUCUGUGGUUUCCUCCAGCAGUACUACCCCUCAGGUCUUCUCUCUGCCCCAGGUCGUGCCUUCCAUCCAGGGUAUACCUGUGUCACAGCUGGUCCAGCACUCUUCAGGCGCACAGGUGUCCCAGUGUCCUCAGCUGGUCCCAGUAUCGCCACUCACUUCGUCAGCUCCUCAGUUUCAAAGCCCCCUGACAUUGAAUACUGGCAACAGACUGGUGCAUCAGCAGCAGGAUCAUACAUCAACUCUGCCUGCAGGUGCAACAAAUAUAGUCUCUAUUUCACAGCUCAACAACAAUCAGCUGCAACAGCGAAUGGUGCACCAACUGGGGGAACAAACCACAAACUCCACACUCAGCAAAAUCCAGCCUCCACAGGUUGUUUCCAUCUCUUCCCCAACGCAAGUAGUCCCAGUCCCUCAGCCCAAAGGUACCACACCAACACAGCUGGUUCCACUCUCAAUGCCUCAGCUGGUCCCUGUCUCCUCCAUCCAAACGUCCUCCACAAUGUCUUUCCCCCAAGUAGUGCCAGCAAGUCAUUCUCUCUCCAUCCCCUCUGCUGGUGUGCCUCUACAAAUCCUGGCUUCAGCUCCUGCACCUGGAUCAGUCACACAGGCUCCUCUGAGGAUUAACCAGCUCCGGCCCAUUCAGAAUGUGGGUCCACCAACCAGCAUGGCCCCUGGUGUGCAACUCCUUAACUCUGGAAUCAUUCAGCUGCCCUCUGCUUCUCCAGGUAACCUUCUGCUCGGUGGAAGCCCUUACCUGAGUGUCCAGCAAGGCAAGUUAAUUCUGACCAUCCCAGCCGGCAUUCAGCUCACGAGCUUGCCCCUGAAACCAGUCUCUGAAGCACCCACCAUCUCUGCUAAUGGAUUGAGCCCCGCUUUCACACCCUGCACCCUCCCUGUGGCCUCUCAGGCCUCGUCCAUGUUAGGACAAACCCCCAGUGGAAUCACGUUAUCUCCUCUUAACUUCAUCAACUCCUCUCCACCAUACUAUACUCCAGAAACUGGGCUUUUAACCAGCCAGACACCUGUCACCCCCACCCCUCAUACGCUGGACCAUUCAGUCACCUCCACACUGCCAAACACUCUGACUCCAGAAAGCAUGCUCACCCUCAGUCCCAUGUACAGUGGAAUCACAUCCACCGCCCAUGUGACCCAGCCAGCAUGGAGUCCCGUGCCCCUCUCCACGUCAGCCAGUUUAACUCUGUUUGAUGUCCGUGGAAAGGGGGACCUUCCUGUAGACCCGGGUUUGUUAGGCCUCCCUGGUGGAGAGUCGCUGCUUCUGGGAAGCCCUUCACCAGAGCAGGAUGUGGAAACCAGCUCGCCACUGGGGGAUCCAGACGAGAUGGACGGAGACUCCAAGAUCCUUACUCAGCUCCAGUCUGUCCCUGUGGACGAUGAGCUGGGCUUGUAAAAACCACGUAGCAACCCUGUGUGUCUGGAAACAAAACCAAAACAAAUGCUGCAACAACCAAAAGGUUAUAGACUCUGCCUUUUUAUUUUUUUGUUUUCAUUAAUCUGAAUGAUUUCAUUUCAUUGUCAACUCUCCAUGACUUAAAUGCAGACCUGGAGCCAUCAUGGUCUUAGCUGGCACUUAUGAGUCAAACUCUCUGCAGCUCUAUUUUACAUCGAUAUGCAGAAUCAUAUGGGAUAAUCAACUCUGGUUGAACAUCAGACUAUUCUUUUUUUAUUAUAGGAUUUUUUUAUUUUAUUUUUAAUAAAACCGUAUGUGCCUUACCUGUUUUAUUGUAUUCAGACAGAAUCACUAACUUGCAUUAGUGUGAUGGCCCUGUUACAGAUCCUGGUGUUUUAAAACAUUAUACGAACCGCCAUGAUUCUGCCUUCUCUCCAAUCUUCUUUGUACUUUUGUGGACUGCGUACAAAGUUCAGCUGUCCUUGGAAAAAAGAUGCGUGGUGGUUUGUACUGGAGGUACAGCAGCAGCACACUGAGGAUCCACCACAAUUACUACACAGUGCUGACUAUCUGGCUAAGGGACAAGUCCUGAAACACUUGCCUGUCUGUCUGUCCAGAGAUUCAGGAGUUUGGGUUUUCGUUUUGUUGCUCAUGGCCUGAAUGUGUUCUACCAACACUCCAGGAAUAUGGUGACAUUUGUGUUCCUCACAAACGGAAGUGAGUUAUGUUGUUUUCUUCAGCUAUGAAUGACAUAAUAGCCUCAGUGGCUACACAGUGUUUUAUUACUACAUGUUACUGAAGCCUUUGUUUUACACAUGCAGCCUCCUCACAGCUUUCACCAUGAGGAUGGUGCCCUAUGUUAGUUAAAAAAAAAAGAAUAUAUAUAUAUAUAUAUACCACAGGAAAUAAAAGGGUUUAUACUCUAUGCAAUGCAUGUUUUAGUACUUUAUAGGACACUAGUGGCACAAUGGUGAGUGAGAGGCAGUGGCCUUGGGAGAUGAAAAGGAGCUUUGAAAUACUGAGCUUUUAACUGAAGUGAGACAGUGCAUCACACUAAAAAUAUUGUACUGUGAUCCCACGACGUGACACGUUGCUGGUAAAUGCAUCCAAAAUAUGUUUGUGCAUUUGAGGGCCUUAUUUUUGAAAGCUUAAAUGUUUGACGAUAACGAAAAAAAAAAAAGAGGUUUUGGCAUUUUUUUUAGAAAUUUCCCACGUCUGUGACAAGUGAAGCGUAAUGUGACAGCUUUGGUUGUGUAGCGAAAGCUCAAUCUCCUCUUCUCUUUGUAUAUUUUGCACAUUUCGUCCACACAAUGUUUACGCCGUGUUGCCAUGAUGUUAUGACAGUGGUACAAGUUAUGUCCAGAACGUUUCUCAGUUGGAUGGUCAUAGUCGCUACAUCCAAGAAUAAGCAAUGACAUGAAACAGAACAGAUUAGUUUCUGAAGUGAAAACUUUUUUUUUUUUCUUUUCUUUUUUUUCAGUUUAAAGCUAAAAUGCUUGUCAUGUUUGAGAUUUCUACUGUCAUAAGUCAGGUAGUGGUCAAAUCUUUGGCCAAUUAUGGUACAAAAAAUAUACUUCAAUGUUCUGUUUAGUUACAAUAACAGCCUGUUUGUUUUGUUUUCUUUGGUAUGUUUGUUGUUUGUCUCUUUUGUGCAUUUUAUCUAUUUAAAGCAUGUAUAAUUCCGUUUUGUGCUUGUAUUGUUUCUUUGUUUUAACUGAAAGGAGUCCUUAAAGGGGUGAAGAUGAUAGGAAAUGAUAUUCAUUUUCACUUCAUAUUGUUGUGCAAACUGAUGUGUUACAUGAAUUUGACGUCAUUAAUACUCACUUUGAAAUGAAUCACCCCUCCAGUAUAAGUUGGAAGGGCAGUUGUUCCCGGUUGCCUUUGGAUAGAUAAUUAAAUGGCUCAGACAAAUCAAUUUUAGAUUUAAUUUUACUGAACUUUUUAAUCAGUGAGGGGGGAAAAGGGAAAUGUGCUCUUCAUAUAUGAAAAUGUGGUAACUUUUUUCUGUUCAUAUGAGCCAUUUCGUGCCAAAGUAUGUUGUUGAUUACAGCCAGUGAGGGUACAUGCACAUUUGCUGCCCUGUCUGUUUUGUAGCAUGGCAUUUGUUUUUGUUUUUUUACUCUCCUUCCUGACAUAUAACGGUGUAACCAAAGAUAUUGUGUUUUGAUCAAUGUUUGUCUUUUGAUAGUUUUGAAAGGGAUGAUUUGUGUCUGUUAUUCAAGGUUUUUUUUUCUUCUCAUUUUUAUAUUAAAAUGCAUUCUAUUUUUUAUAUUAUGAUAUUGUAAUAAACUACAUUU